This is a messenger RNA of Rhododendron vialii, 478 nucleotides long. RefSeq names its product rop guanine nucleotide exchange factor 5-like. Bases 140 to 478 code for a protein of 112 amino acids. NCBI's taxonomy places the organism in Eukaryota, Viridiplantae, Streptophyta, Magnoliopsida, Ericales, Ericaceae. The transcript has 5 exons. The record is from RefSeq and is a predicted model, not a curated record. Gene Ontology annotation, molecular function: guanyl-nucleotide exchange factor activity.
CUAUUGUUUGCCUAUAACAGGAGAUAUCAGACAGCUUUAGCAAUAUGGAGUUUUUGUAUGUUAAUCAAGGGGUUAUAGCCUCAGAAACCACCGAUGGUUCAACCUCUUUUCGCAAGUCUACUCAGUGGCAGGAGGAGCAAUGGUGGCUGCCUGUGCCUCGGUCUCGCCCGACGAUCUCCUUGAAGAUACACGAAAGCAGUUGAAUCACAAUCGCGAAUGUGCAACUCAAAUACUAAAAGCUGCCAUGUCCAUCAACAACAUAGCUUUAGCUGAAAUGGAAGUUCCUGAAUCAUACUUGGAAGCUCUUCCAAAGAAUGGGAGAGCCUGUUUAGGAGAUGUUAUUUACCGGUACAACGUGCAUGGUAAGAUACAUAGUUUAGAGGUUGGCCAAGCUAAGGUGCACUUACCUUUGCAUCCUAACGGGAUUGAUGGCAUCAUGUUGUAUAUCUUGAUUGUUGUCUUGGAACUAGAAUUGUGA